Molecule: messenger RNA, 1460 nt
Organism: Carassius gibelio (silver crucian carp)
Lineage: Eukaryota; Metazoa; Chordata; Actinopteri; Cypriniformes; Cyprinidae
Product: transcription cofactor vestigial-like protein 4
Exons: 5
Coding region: 108-920 (270 amino acids)
Biological process (GO): negative regulation of DNA-templated transcription
Molecular function (GO): transcription coactivator binding
Source: RefSeq, a predicted model, not a curated record
CACUUGAGCUCAGUGACAAUUUAAAACGGAGUGAGGAACCAUUCUGCCGCUCACAACUCAACUUAUUUAGGAGCAUUGCACUGUUUAGAAAACCCUGAAGAUUAGGAAUGGCGGUCACUAAUUUACACUACAUUACCCGGAUGAGCAGUGGCUUCAAAGUGUACAUCUUAGAUGGACAGCCCAAUCUGAGGAGUGAAGACAGAUUUCGCCACAUGACCAGCGACAGGUUGCGGAUGCGCCCUACACAUCCCAUGAAACGCAAACACAGUUCUGAGAAAGGACGGACACUUGAGGAGAGAAGAGAGAGGGCCCUUAGCAAGAGCCUGGCCAACAGUGCCCGCAGAUCAUCUGUGUUCAGUAUUCCUGAAAGCCCCACAUCCACAUGGAGCCCAACGGCCAGCCCCACUCACCUGAUCCCGAGCCCAGUGUACUCCACCCCAGUCAUGGAUGAGCCUCUGGCCCUAAUCAAGAAACCACGCCCAGAACCAGAGAAAACAGAGAGCCAGAAAAAAGGCACAACAGUCAGACAAAUACAGACACGGCCGUCUGUCAUCACCUGUGUUUCCUCUGCAACAAGGUCAACAAAAAAAGACUGCUGCAAUCAGUCCACUAUUGUUACCCAGCACAGUUAUGACCACGUUGAAGAGCAUUUCCAGAGGAGUCUCGGGAUGAACUACCACAGAGCCACCUCCAUCAGCGUAUCUGUAGAUGACCACUUUGCCAAAGCGCUGGGUGAUAAAUGGCUCCAGCUCAAAGAUUCAUCCUCCUCCUGCCAUUCAUCCUCUUCUUCAUCUUCUUCAUCUCCACCCAGCAGUCCAACCUUCAUCCACUCGCCCGGCUACAGCCAGAGUCCCAAAAGGGCUCGCAAAGAUUCAGUCAGUCCUACCAUGACCGCACUAAACCUAUGGUCUAAUAAAUGAAGAAGAGAGAGGAAUUAGAUGUAGAUAUGGCAAAACGGACUCAAGAUGCAUGUGUAGGCCCAUGUGUUUCUGCUGUAAAAAGCCAAAGGGAGAUUGAUGAGAUAGUCAACUGAUGUUGCAAAAGUUGUCAUGAACAGAUGAGGAAUGGAUCAUUUCAUGGUAGCUAAGCAUUGCUGGAGUUGGCUUUUGUCAUUGGUUUUGUGGGUGCCACUGAUUUUUAUUUUGUUGACUGUGAUUGCACUGAUUAUUACUAGUAACAUUUCAUCGUCUGUUGUAAGCUUUCUUCUGCUAAUACGUCGUAUUUAUAUUAGACAGUGUGCCAGAAUCUUGUGACCUAAAAGGAGCACUGAGCAAAACAGACCAAAAAUUACUAGGUCACAAAGUUUCAUGUUUUAACUGUAAAUAAAUGCUUGGGGAAAAGAGGUGGGUAACUGUUUGGCAUCUCUAUAUGGGCUACUGCUGUUCAUUUCAAUCCUUGUGUAAAUUUCAAACCUUUUUACUGUUGUACAUAUUUGUAAUAAAAACAUUUUUUUAAACGCA